AUGAAGUGGCUAGCCAACUGUUUAAAUAGCUUGUAUUCUUCAUCCUGUACCAGCGAGCUAGCAACCAACAAUAUAUUACCACCGAUUGACAUUAAAGAGCUAUCACCUGUUGUAGCAGUGGACUGUAAAGGGUGUAUGAAACCAUGCGCACAACAUCCACUUGUGCCAAGUCACUUAAAUAUAGAUCAAUCCAAACCGUUGCAUAACACGGUUCCACCUUACGCUAUCCAUAUUAUUCUGAUGACAGGUAAAACAGACUGGCCGUCUCGUAUUGAGGAAGAGGGAUUGGCACGAGCGUUUAUUCAAUGCAUUCAAAAGCGUAAGAAUCUAGACAAACGACCAUUUGAAAACCGAUACCACCCCGCCUAUUUUGGUAACACCACGGAUGAAAACGAAAACCAACGUGUGAUCGUGACCAAUUCAUCUUUGCCUUCCAUGUAUUCCACUACGGGAAUGGAUAUUAUUCUUUUACCGGACAAUAUCAUCAUUGCCAAUAUCACAUUAAAAAGAGUUGAUGCGCUCUUGGAUUAUAUUUUUGGUAAACCUUGUUACCAAGCUUUUUCGAUCUACCCUUGCCCCUUUUCAAGCUUGAUCUUGGUUUGUGGUCAUGGCACCAAAGAUCGUCGAUGUGGCACUGUGGGUCCAAUGCUACAAAAGGCCCUACAACAGGCUUCUUUACAAGCAACAAAGGAAGAAGGUACGACAAAAGUAGCCUUAGUCAGUCAUUUGGGAGGACAUGCCUUUGCAGGUAAUCUUGUUGUAUAUACCUAUAACGGACACCGUGCUAUUUGGUACGGUAGAGUAACACCAUGCUAUUGCAAAGAUAUCAUUGAAAAUACUUUGGACGAUGAUAAAGUUAUUGAGGACCUUGUUCGAGGCAUAUUCGAAGUGAAAUCUAAACCCAAUUUAGCAUGCCAAGCCAAACUAGAAUGGUGA
Messenger RNA from Mucor mucedo, 936 nucleotides. RefSeq names its product Sucrase/ferredoxin-like-domain-containing protein. Lineage: Eukaryota; Fungi; Mucoromycota; Mucoromycetes; Mucorales; Mucoraceae. The record is from RefSeq and is a predicted model, not a curated record. The coding region runs from base 1 to 936 and encodes 311 amino acids. The transcript is spliced from 2 exons.